Messenger RNA from Spirometra erinaceieuropaei, 12903 nucleotides. The record is from the annotation of a GenBank genome assembly. Lineage: Eukaryota; Metazoa; Platyhelminthes; Cestoda; Diphyllobothriidea; Diphyllobothriidae.
AUGGGUGAUAUGGGUAUGGACGUGCAGGUUAAUCGCAGGGUAAGCCAGUUCAUUCUACUGUUCAUCCCUUUCAAUUUUCUUAACCUUCUUAUGCUUCUUUUUUCUCUCAUACCUGUAAGAGUGAUUAAAUUGCAACAAAAUGAACUGUCAGCUGUCUUGUACUGCAGGUAGCAUAAAUAUAAAAAUGCUAACAUUUCAAGUCAUUUCUUGCAGGAAAUAAACUCGAUCAUUGAAAUUGUGGUUAUUUACAGGCAAUAUCGCUCACUUUAUUAAAGAGAGAUGUUUGCAUUAUAUAAUGUGUAUAAUACAUAUUAUAUAUGUUAUAUAUAAAAAUAAUUGCCGCUUAUAAUUGUUUUGCUUACCGUAAUUCGGCAAACGGUUGCUAUGAUCGCUUAUUUUGCAUGACUUUCGAGAAAUGCAUUUAAGCUCAUAAAAUUUAAUUUACGUUUUUAAAUAAGUAUUAUGUUUUGAUUAAUGCCAUUGUGACCAUUAGCCUAGAACACCAUCCCAAAGGAAUUCAUGCCCUGUAGGAGACCAGUUUUAAUUUUCCCAUACUUCAACCAACCCCCAAAAUCUACAUUGGCAAAAAAUCCUAAUUCCUUAGUGCGGGAUUCAUGUUGAUUUUCGCUGCCUGUUGGAACGCAGUCCAUCUUUUGCAAACCUGGGUUCAAAUUUCAUUUCCUUUCCGACGGCAAAAACGAUUGGCAAUUAUAAAGGCUGUUGUUUCUUCAGGGUAUUUUUGGAGUAGCGCAGAAUCUGCAUAGCUCUGUAUGAUGUUUUGAGACUAGCCAUACCACCCAGAUCAAUUUCAGUAUUCUGAAAAUAUCUAACGGCCGUUUAUGAAGCCUAUAAGGGAGUAUAUUCUUUAUAAUUAGCACACAUUAUGCACGCUGGAGGACAUAUACGUUAGCGGAAUCUCAGAUAGGUAAAAUGAGGGUGAAAUAAUAAAAGUGUCUUAAAUCACACUGAUACUUUACCUUAAAGUACAGAGAUGUAUGGAGAUGUAAGUUUCACACAAAUGAGUCCACGGGUAAAAGUGCUUUGGAUAUUUCUCAAAAAAUGGAUUAACUUAAAUGGGCAUUGAAAGUGAGUUAAAGAAUCAGUUUUGUCAUUUAGAUUAUUCGUCAGGUGAUUGAAGAGAUGCCCAAACGAAAGCUAGUUUCUGUGUAUGACGCACACCACAAAAUUGUUCAAUAUUAAUGAGUGUUGCGGCCUUAUUUAACAAUAUUCCUCACUUGAACCUACAUUUACAACCUCCAGUAGACGCAUGUCUUACGAUUUCCCGCACUGAACGAGGAAUGAAUAAUUAUCAAAGGUCACAGAGUUUAGUACCAUAACAUGCAUUUUUUAGCGAAGUUCUCUUAAAACUGUAGCAUUUGAGCUGAACAUGUAGCAGUCAUAGGGCAAAAAUCGAUCAGUACUUCCAGUAUUUUUGCGUUUAUUCUAAUAUCCCAGGGAAGGUAAGAAGGUAGCUGAAGGUUAACAAGAGGGACUGUUGGUAAGUACAUGAAGUCCCUCGUGCUGUGACGGGUCAGGAAGGGAUACAGGAGGCCUUUAUGUUGUGUUGAAAACUAGUGCCCGACUGAGUCCUCUAGAAAAAACGCCUUUUUCUGCAAAAAAAGAUUUCCAUAUGAAAAUAGUCCCUUUUUCCGCAAGAUUUGCAAAUCAAAUAAUUUUGCCAGCAGGCGAAAUUGAAAACUAAAAUGUUGACUUCUUACCUUUACAAGAGCUUUGGUGAACAUCCAUCAGGAAGUGCCUAUAGAUGCAAAUACGGUUUUCCUGUCUCGGUUUUAGAUGAACAGCAAGUAUGAUGCAGAAACCGAGAAGGAGGUCAUCGAUUGGAUGAACAAAAUCACUGGUGAGAGCGUGCCGCUAGGUCGCGAAAACGUUGCUGGGGCCCUGAAGAACGGCCAUAUUCUCAUAAAGUAAGUAGUCCCAUCUCAACCACUCCACACCCAAAUACGUCCACAAUUAACGCAGUGUAAAAAAGGACAAAAGUCUUUAACGAUGCUUAUCGGAAAUAGUCCUUUAGGUGAUGUUUUUUUUAAUAAGAGAUCAAAAUGUCUGAUUGCCAUCAGAGCUGAAAUCGCAGAAGGGAAUGUAUGUGUCCGAAGUCUGCAUAAAAAUAUGACAUAAUAAUUCAAAAUAGUCCACACACCUUGGCAUGCUUAUCUUGGUCGAUAUAUUGGAAGUCAUGUGCAAUGUUAUUAGUAGCGACAAAAUUAAUUCACUGCUAAUGUGCCACGUUGCUCUUCAAGGCCCUGAUGAGGUCAGUUGAUUUAAAGCUAACUGAGUUCGUCUAGAAUUAAUGUAAAAACUUGAAGCAAAGUUCUUAGGACGAACUGUUUUGCAUUCUACCUAACUGUAUAUGAGAAUAUUGAGUCAAAUUUCUAUUGUUUCAACCAAGCAAUUGGGCAAUAUUCUCAAUCUCCCAACGGGCGUAAGUAGUACGUAAUCAUACAUUGAGUUUUGGUUACCUUCUAGCGCAGAAAGCAAUUUCUUGUCUAAAGUGAGUAUUUAAAAGUACAAACAUGUCGAUGCCACAACGUUUUGAAUGACUGUUUAGACGAAUGUCCCUUUCGACCAGUCAUAAUCAGGUCUGUAUAACUGCUUACAUAUGAUUUUCCAUAGGUAUUGCUUGACGAGAGUCAUGAUUGUGGUAGGAUAAUAGGGGUGAAGGAGAAACGGAUGGCUAGACGGAUUGAAAAAGUAUAUAAUAAGGAUGGUGGUGAUGAAGGCAACGACAAGAAACAGUAGGGAAUCGCUUUCCGUAGGUUAAGAGGAACGAGUCGAGUGUGCGAACCUAGCUAAUCUGCUUUCGUAUCGUCUUUUGGGUUGAUUUGGAUGUCCAGUGAUGGACUGCGCUGUGCGCUACUGUGGAGGACGCGCACUAAUCACGUUAUGGAACAUACUGAUCACAUUUUGGCUUGGGGUCCGAUCUAAAGGACUCCAUAGGCAACCGCUCAGCGGCUAUUAAUACAGACAGAAUGACGCUACCGGCAAGGAGAGGGAAAACUAGGAUGGCCAUUUGCGACUCAGUAUUAACACUAGUCCUACCCAAUCCCGGGUUAGAGCGUUUUGCUUCUAGCCAGCAGAACGCGCGUUUGUGUCUUAGGAGUUGUAAACUUAAGGUUGGGUUUGAAUCGCUGAUGACGACCAAUAAGUCCGAAAUGACCAAUCCAGCCGUAAUGUCGCCCUGUAUGAUUGGGUAAAUGGAUAUUCGAAGGUUUUACAAACGUUUUCUCAGACUAAACGACAACAUUUUCUGGUCACACAGUGGUCUCAGUCUCAACUGGCAAAGAAUAAUGAAGACCUUUUCGCCACUGACUCGAUGACCAGUGUUCACCUCAUCGAUCAGAACAGCUCUAGAAAGAGUCUAGAAUAUGCCUUGAUGAAGCAAACCUGGGCAAAGUUUGCGUAUUCACACUGAAUAGAGCUCUGUCAUUCUCCCAAUGUAGUCUUCUUCAUAGAAAAAAGUGACCGAGUAGAUGCGAAUUGUUGGGAUCCAAAAAGCAGCCCGUCUCCACCCUUUGGAUAAGAAGAUGGAUCUCUAAUGAAAUUUGCCCAAUUUUGGAAACUGGAUGCACAUGUGACAUUGACGAAGUUCAUUGACAACUCAGAGACUCAUUUGACGGAUCCCCGCUGAAUUGAAGUUUGUGGAGAAUGCCCUUUCUGUCGGCAGCAUAUGCUUCACGCAUUCCUUGCGAAGUAAAGACUUUUUUGGCGUCCCAAAAGAGCAUAGAGAUCUGAAUCAGGUUCCGAAGUAACUAAAUAGAUUUAGCUCCUGUCUUAAAUGGAAAUAACCGUGAAGGUUUAUAUAGUCCCUGGUCCACGCUUCUUUGCGAUACAUAUUUAAUCUGUCACUAUCAUCGACGCUCUGCUUGGCAGUCUGGAGUUCGUGGUAGACAAUGUCAAUUUUUAAAGAUAAUCGGCCAAGCCGAGCGUCCCACCAGCCCCUGAGAAUGACACUAUAGAGCAUCUUUAACAGAAAUUCAUCUCAUUGAUAACCUGAUUCUCGAGUUUCCUUUCAAACAUAUCUAGUAACAGCGGUCUUAGGGAUAAGCUCAUAGUUAUGUCAUCACUGUGCUGACAGGCGUAUCGACUGCACGAAGAUGCAUCUGUUUUCAGUACGGCAAAUCAUUACACAAUUGUAUACUACUGGCUGCCUGUUGGCGGUUUGUGAAUAUUCCGCGGUUAUUACGCCGUAGCUGAUAGAUUUCAGCCCAAAUAUUCAUAUCAGAUCUCGGACCGUGCCUGUAGAGGUCUGUUUCGAAGGCUAUACUCCAAGUUCGCUCAUGGAUUUCUGCGGAAAUAAAACAAGGCAAGGCAUCUCUCUAUCUGCAAUUGGAUUGAGACUUUGUUCCUUCGACUAACUUUAUGCAUACAGUACAUGUUAUCUGUUAGGAUAUUACUGGAGAAGAAAGGUGUUGCCUUAAACGACGGCAUAGUUUUUCUUAAUCUAAAAUCUUGUCUUGAGUGGUAUCGUUAAAUUUAAAGUUUCGCUAGGGACCGCAGGUGGAUGCAUUACGCCCUAUUAGGUUUAUGUUCCGGCCAACUUUUUCUUUAUUCCAUAAUAUAGUCCGUUGCUCACUUUUGCAUACAAUUCAGCUCGUCGGAAAGUUUUUACUUUACUGAGUCAAUCGGUGUCUGUCAACCUACAAAGACAUCCUGGACAUUGCCUUUUCAUGACGUCUAUUUUCUUCUUCUUCUCGGCUUCGUCUCUGAACCUGGUCAGCUCUACAGACAUUAUUUCGACUUUUAGGAGUAAUCACGUGAAUAAUUUUCUGUAUCAACAAUCCUAGAUUCCCUGUUGUGUUUUACAUGCCCUCGUGACGACGGUCAAACAGUUUCGACUGCCGAAAUAUUCCACUUUCAUCACGAUCGUAGGGAUUAUAACUCUGAGGCUAGCCGAAAAGAUGUUCAAAGUAGACUUUCGCGUUUUGUCUGGUAAACUUGCAGCAAGCAUGCUUAAAUGUUAAACCCAGCAAAGGGACGUUAUUAAAUGAUCUGCCAAAAGUCAAAUCAGAGUACAUAUGCACAGAGCGCUACGAAUUAUUCGGGAGAACGAUCCGCCUUUCGGAUGAGUUGAUCGCAUGGAGAGUUUUGUCAGUCUUUCGUCGUCCCUUUCAGAGUUGGCAUCUGAGCAUAAAUAUCACCCUUUGCUUCUUUCAGCAUUUCGAUUCCUCGGAAGUAAAUGCACUAACUUGAACCUAAACCUUUAGGGCAAAAUUUUCUAGUUUCAGUCCAAAAGUCGGCAGGAAUAUGUGGAAUAAUACCUAUCAGCUUCCGCGUCAUAAUCGCACAGUAUUCAGAAGCCGUCCGCAGACAGUCCGAAGUACGCAAAUGUUGCAUGCAGCGGCUAAAAGUUGGAAAAAGUACGUGUCGGUGAUUUAAGCUAGUGUCCUAGGUGGGGCACGGUUAUAAUUAGCCUGGUUUUGCAGGCGGUUCUGCGUUGAAUUUCAGGUAGGUUGGGGGUAAGUGUUAGAACUGGAGAUAGUUCUAGGAUUAGGGUCAGAAGAGUUAGGGUAGGAGUUAGCACACGGAAUCUAGCUCAAAGUCACCUGUAGUACAUGGGGUGCACUUAUACUCUUGUUCAGCGGCUCUUCUGUAAGUCUGUUGAACUAGGCAACAAACUGUCCCUUCCUCACAUGUUAGAGUUUCUGUAGGUUGCGAUGCGGUUAGACCACGCUGGAUGUCAUGUCUUUAAUCCUGUUCUCAUAUUAUCUCUAGAAGGUUGUUUUGGAAACGACAGUUUAAUUCCUCCGGAAAGACAUCACCACUUUCUCCCUUUUAAGCUCAUUUCGGCCAGUUGGACGUUUUAUCACAUCGGUGACCCUUUUAUUGAGCGCCAGAGUAUUUAAAACAGCUUCUGGUUUCUAUAUUUUUUAGAUAGGUAACUAAUCGGUCGGUAGAAGAUUCUGCAUUAACAUAUGACUGGGCAGGCUCCCUAAACUUUUGAUAUGCUGACGCGCAUCCGAAGCAACGAAAUCUUUAGGUUUAAAAAUCCAGUGGCCACUAAAUGGCUGUAUAAUCCAGGCUAAGUAUUAUUUAAUGGUAGGGCGCGCUCACAGAUCGUUCUUACGGAACUCACUUGUUCCGUUGUGCCUUAUGGACUCUCAUUCGAGCCCAACCAGCAGCUGCAUAGCGGCGCAUGAUAUAGGCAGAAUGUCGGUUAUAUCAUUCUAAGUACGGUUUAAUCAUUUUUCUGCUUGCUAACGUUUAUUUGGAGGCUGUUAUGAUUAUAAGUAGCACAGUUUCGCGGACACAAUGAGAAUAGUAAUCAGCAAACAUUAUUCCUACUUUCGUCCCACCUUUCUAAAUUUCGUCCAAGCGCAAAGAAAGUAAGUGUGAAAAUGACAAUAUGGCGGAUGCAUGAAAAUGUGGAAGAAGCUAGAGUUUACACUACUCAUGAUAUUCUAGUAGAAUUAACUUCAACUCAUCCCACAGAAAGCCUGCGAUAUAUUCCUCCACCCGUCAUUUCAAUUCCUUUCCACAUUAAUUUGUGAAUCGCCUUCUACUUAAGCAAACCGCUCGUUGGCGGUCUUAUGCUCAGGAAUAUGCCAAAAAUCGCUUUAUUAUCCUUCCCCAUUAGACUUAUCAAUGCCGUCUACGCUGGGACCUCCCAACUGCCAGCCGCAGCACAGCGAAAGAAGCACCCGUUCAAGUUCAACACGAUGACGGCUCCGUUCAAACAGGUAGGACCUGAACCUGUCAGCUUGGUAGACUACAGUUUUCUAAGUCGCCACCUUAUGAGGUUAACCAAGGAACACAUUUCUCUCUGCACGUAAAGCCUUGAUAAUGUUUAGUUGGCCGUUUUGCGAACACCGUUAUGGCUGAUAGAAGCGAACAGGCGAGUUCGAAGAAGCAGUUAGGUAAAAAAAGGUGCGAUCACUGGAACAAGAAGUUUAUUGGCCUGACGCUUCGGAUUCCCAUUCGAAUCAUUCAGCAGAGUGAGAAUCCGAAACGUCAGGCCAAUAAACUUCUUGCUCCAGUGAUUACAUCUUUUUCUUCUGAACUCAGUGAUGGUUACCUUUUCGCCAAUCUCACAUCCAGAGAACGUAGGUACGGUAUGUGCCAAGGCUCACAUAUUCUUAACCGAAAUUUCCAAGGUGUGUUCGAGUAGGGAACGCCACCCCAUGUAUCAACAGUUGGGCGUCAUGGAAUACAAUUCCAAAGUAAACCACAUAUAAAGAAAUACCUAUUCAUGUUUGUGUCUCCUGCCAGCCACUUGUGAAAAUCGCACUCACAAGAAAACCACUACUUAAAUAAUGGGUCCUGUGUUAGCACCGGUGUCCCUCGCCUCGUCCAUGGUCUAUCAUAUUUUCAUAAAAAGUAUGUGUAGCAAAUCAAUGAAAAUGUAACUGCUUGUUGUCUAGUUAACUGAUUCUUCCUUAAACACGAUGCUUUAGACAAAAGGGCAUUUAAUUGUUGAGGGAACUUACUAAUUCUCCUACACUUUUUAAAAAAGGUCUUACGGUUAAACUUGCACUUAGGUACUCGCAACACUAAAUGGGCGUGUCCUUUACAACUGCCUCACGUAGCUGUAUAAAUGAAAUGAAAUGCGUGUCUUGAUUUUUGCUCGGUGAAUGUCUUAAAAAUAUGGUGAAAUCAUCUUAUAGUUCCCAUAUUGUGUGCCCUGUGCUUUGGCUACACAAGUGGAUUAUACACACCUUUACGUCCACAUGUAAAGGUCUCCGGGUGUUAAAAAAAAAGUGUUUUUUUAGCCACAGGGCACGCCACAUACCGUAAUAGAAGCCUUGACAAACAGAAAUUCAUUAAUCAACUAGCACAGUAAAAAACGUCCAUGACUGCAGACUUUUAUAAUACCAGGAGAAGUCAGAGGCACUUAAGCCGCCUAACCUAAGCCGCAGUCAAAUCCCUAACACUAGCAUUGCUCAUGGCCAUAUAACUAACUGUACAAACAGACGCGGAUCUAGAUCCAACUACAAUAAUAACCCAAUUCUUAGAAUUCGUGGCUAUGAGUAUAACUUAGGCGAGGUCUGAUCACGCAGCCCCACCUGAGUGAUACCAUAUGGUAAGCAUUCUAAAAAAUUUCCGUAGAUGCAAGUACGAUGACUUUACAAAUAUCAGGUAUUCGCAUCUUCCCAACAAUUUUAAUCCACCGGGUGACUGUGCCACCGGGAGAGGAGUACGUAUUCGCCAGCCUUGGUUACUUCAGUUAUCAGUUAACUGGCGCUUCCCUGCGCGUGCUUCUAGCCCUGUUUGCGUCCACUUUAUUAUCUUAAUCCAGCCAACAGUCAAGUAGGCUUGCUAAUGUCAUUGUUCGGGUGGUGUGGUACUCCGUCGGUUCCACUAUGGUGAUCCUGUACUGCGAAUUACCACGCGGUUCCCUUCGUGGUCUUCCAGCUGUGAUUGGUCCCCCCGUACCCUCUUGAUCUAGCGAAUGGCUGUGUAGGGGGUGUGUACACGCCACCUUCACUCGCGUCCCUGCGCGUGCUUCGAGCCCUGCUAGCGCUCCCUUUCCCUUCCUAAUCCAGCGAGUGGCUAAGUUAUGUUUGUUAAUUAAUAUUGUUUUAGUAAGUUAACCAUACGGUGUCACUCAGGUGAGGCUGCAGAACCAAACCUCGACAUUACCUACUCCGAAAUGUGAAUAAGGCAAAGGCGACAAAGCAAGCAGUAUUUACUGACGUCAUAAAUUUCGAGACCUCUCAUUCAGCUGCACACAGUCAUUGCACAGUUACACGACAGAGUCUCGAAAUUUAUGACGUCAGUAAAUACUGCUCGCUUUGUCGCCUUAGCCUUAUUCCACUUUAUUCCGGGAAAACAUUAGUUCAAUCUACUCUGAAAUACAACCGUUCGUCAUGUGCAAUAUUUAAAGCCAAAAUUUCGUGCCGUGCGAAGAAAUGAACUGAAAGUUGCGUCUCCUUGCAAGAAAAUGUUUUUAUAUUUACUGCGGUAUUGAUUUGCUCAAAAGGUUAUUUAAGCAGAUAAACUGAACGCAUCCAAUAAAAAUUCAACAGAUAAAUGGGUGAUAGUUAUCUUUAGAUUACAUUCAAUGUUGGCCAGUUUAACGUCCCCACCAAAGCAGGCUUUUUUUAUUGAAAGCACGAUUUUUCACUCCAUUCAAAGGUCAGAUAUACUCGAAUGGCCAUUUUGGCAUAUAAGCUGAUAACAACAGAUAAUACCCAAGGUUCUGAGACAACUAGUGAACCUAGGCUCAAAUCCCGAGAUAGACAACAGUUGAGGGGUAGCUCUCACUAACUAAUGACGACCAAUAAAGCAGAAGUGGUUUCUGUCACUGUCUUUGACGAUGGGUUUAAGUGGGAAUCUGAAAUCUCGGACGAAUAAAGCCCCUGUUCCAGCGAUCGCUUCUACUUCUCACCAACUAGUUCCUGGAACUCGCAUCUUCGCUUGUAUCAGAAAUGGUACCUCCAGUAUCCCACUCCUUGUCCCUCUUCCCACCGGUCCCGUAAGACAGGUAACUGGUGGUUAGCCGUCCCAGGGACGGCUGCGAACUGGGAUCUGACCCCGAACUCUCUGUCCCUGUCUAACAACUACGAACUGUUGGUGAAUAUUACUCCCAUGCGGAAUUCUGUGCGAGUCCUGGCGUAUGCCUGAAGAUGCUCUGUGAUUGAAUAAACCCGUGGACUCAUUUAAGAGAAAGCUGGACCAGUACAGGGAUAUGUACCUCCACAGCAUCAUAAACUAACGAAUGCCCCCCUGUGCCACCCAUCCAACGUUUUAUGUUACAAAGCAUGCUACUCCCUAUAUUUUAGUAACAUUACGUUUUACAAUUUUCGCUAUCUCCUGACCGCCACAUAUGCGCUUGCUUUGAUAUUACUUGGUCCAUUCAGUUCCGUAGUGGAGAUUGUACAAUUUUGACAUAGAAGGCAUUCACAGACAAAUCCGUACCAGUGACCAAUGCUUGUUGUAUGUCAUUACUUACCUAAUUUUUUUUCACACUUGUCUUACACAUUGUUUUUCAUGACGUUAUUGUAACCAAAAGGGAGUUCAAAGGCGCUCGCCUACCUUUACCUUAAUAAAUCUGAUCUGAUCUGAUCUGAUCUGUGCAUCGAUCUCUUCCUCUUCUUUUUUUCCCAGAUGGAGAACAUCCAGAUUUUCCUGACUGCCGCUGAAGCGUAUGGCGUGCCGAGGGCCAGCCUCUUCCAAACUGUUGACCUCUACGAAAUGCGAAACAUGACACAGGUCUUGAACUGCCUUCUCCAGCUUGGUACUGAGGUAAUGUCCACAGGCUUGUCGCGCCGACUUUAAGUCCAUCGGCUUGCAUUUCCAGUCAGUCUUCUUGCGGGUUGUUUUGCUCACCUGGUGGAUGAUGUUUCCCUAGGUAGUUUUGAUCUCUAACAAUUAUUCUGCCCCUUCUAAGACACAGAGUGCUCGGGGUAUAUGUGCUUGUCAACUUGAGGUUUUUUUAAAAAAGUAAAUCUUUGUUACCGAUCUCAUCCGAUAGGUCGUUCCACGGUGGGAUAGGCGGCCGUCGCGACUGUGCAAACUUCCCCAGUUGUCUUUACCAUAUUUAAUUUCUGUGACGUGCAAGGGAGGGGAAAGAGAAAUUAGCCUUAUUUUAAAAGUAUAAGUACAACAUUUUCAGCAAAAAUGAGCUCCAUUCACUGUGGACUGAAUACAACUUAACAAAUUAUCCAAGAGUCAAAAAGGUUAGCACAAAAACGAACAGCUAUUAAGGGGAGAGUCCAAGUCUUAGUUUUUGCAUUUCUGUCUCUUCACACGUAAGAUAGCGCGCCAGGAAUUGCAAUACAGAAUGUUGAUAUGCCGAUGUACGGCAAGAUAUAUGUCGAAAGCCAAGGCGCAUGGGGUGGGAAGACCUCGCGGAGAUUAGAUCAGAAUGAAGGGGAUGAGCAACGUCAUCCAAAAUUCGACCAGCAAAUUGCUCAACCGUUUUCAAAUGUCGUUGUUUAAUAAUAUCGACUAAAAAGACAUAAGGAACACAGCAGCAGAAAGGAGCAUUCAGAGGGCUCGAUUCAAAAUUAACAUGCAUUCCUUAAGCAGAGCAGGACAAAAGGACAGGAGAACAAUAAAUAACGAAAAGAAGAAUUUAUGGACCUAUGAGUCGCCAGAUUUAAGGUUCAGGUGUGUGGUGUGAACGUAAGCGACGAGUGUAAUCAAGAAGUUUAGGAAAUUUAGUGAAAAAGGUCUUAAUAUAGAGGGAACAUGGAAAACAUGAUGACAAGAUAACGCCAAGAUACCUGGAAGAGUAUGCCUCGUUGGGAAGGAUGUCAGAGGAUUGAUGACUUGGAGAGGGCCGCAGUUGGAAAACACAAUGGGCUGAUCUCUGACUAUUCAGUUGGAAAGACUGAAGAUGAGUCUGGUUUUUAGACAACCACAUCGUCCGCAUACCUACCUAACAGACAGUUGUUUGAGGAUCUUGAAUCGUCAGUAUGGAGAGAGAAGAGAUGAGGGGAUAAAAUGAAACCUUGGAGAACUCUAUAGUUAUUGAGAGGGAUCGUGGAUUUCCGCUUGACGGAUUGGAUAAAUUGAGUGCGAGAAGUAACAUACUCACUGAGCCAAGAGGCAACCCAGUCACAUGCGGAUCGUCUGAUAAGGGGAAGAUGUCGCGGGACAGUGUUAAAGGCGGAAGAGUAGACAAGAAAAACAUACGCGUACGCACGGCAAUAUCCCAUCGUCUAAGUAAAGAAGCUAGCUUUCUUCUGAAACGUCAGGAUAACGAACACAGUUCGCAGAACGUCCUCCAUUCCUCAUUCUUGCCCAGAGAAGCCCACUGAUUAUUUACUCAAACAUUUAUCUCUGAAUUCUGUUAGUAACAACAGAUUGAGACAGCAGAAUCUAGCUUCCUUGAAGGAUCCUGAUUAUGACAACGAGGUCUUUCCAAACUUGAUGGUACUUAGUAUAUAUUUCACGGGGCCACAAAGUUAUGUAAUAUUAUCUUAGCAAACCAUUCCAGCACCGUGCUCGAGGACAUAGCAUGAACACGACAGCCAAGCCGACUGGUAGAAACACUUUGAAUUUCUUCUUCUUUUGAGAUUGGACUAAAUUAACCCUUUUUCAGGUGCUAAGUUUGCGACUCCGGUCGAACGUAAGGUGCCUCCUUCUUAGUAUAUGCCAGUUAAAAUCCUCGCAUGUCUGGUUUGUUGUUUGGAUUCGAGCAUUAAAUACCCACCGGUCAGACAUAUGGAAUGGACAACUGGGAAUUCAUUUUCACGAUGCGAGCCGUUUGGCCAAAGACAUCUGACGAACUGUAGCCAGUGCUCACGCGCUUCCACUUCCCCUUUGUAGUGCCAGCGCAACAAUUUCAACGGCCCAGUUUGCGGACCCAAGCCGACCUACGAGAACAAGCGUGAGUUCACGGCUGAACAGCUAAAUGCUUCGAAGACUGUCAUUGGCCUUCAGGCGGGCUCCAACAAAGGCGCGAGCCAAUCCGGUAUGAGCAUGGGCGCUACUCGCCACAUUGCCGACAUCAAGGUCGACGACAUGUCAGCCGACGCAAAAGGCGUGAUUGGUCUUCAGUAUGGCAGUAACAAGGGUGCCAGCCAAACUGGAAUGAGCAUGGGAGCCACCCGCCACAUCGCUGACCUAAAGGUCGAUGAGAUGAGCGAGGCCGGUAAAACCAGCAUUGGUCUCCUGAGUGGCACCAACAAGGGCGCCAGCCAAUCAGGCAUGAGCAUGGGAGCCGUUCGGCACAUUGCUGACACUCGGGUCGGCGAGAUGAGCGCCGAGGGCAAGAGCACGAUUGGUCUUCAGGCGGGCUCCAACCAGGGUGCUACUCAGUCUGGUAUGAGCAUGGGUGGCGUGCGUCACAUUGCUGACAUCAAGGUCCAGGAUAUGUCCAAGGAGGGCGCCUCUGUGAUCGGCUUACAGGCCGGCUCUAACCUUGGCGCCAGUCAGUCGGGCAUGAACUUCGGGGCCCAGAGACACAUUGGUGAUGUCAAGGUCGGCGAAUUGGAGUAA